This is a messenger RNA of Cavia porcellus (domestic guinea pig), 4150 nucleotides long. Its product is annotated as NBAS subunit of NRZ tethering complex-like. Gene Ontology annotation, cellular component: Dsl1/NZR complex. Gene Ontology annotation, molecular function: SNARE binding. Gene Ontology annotation, biological process: retrograde vesicle-mediated transport, Golgi to endoplasmic reticulum. Lineage: Eukaryota; Metazoa; Chordata; Mammalia; Rodentia; Caviidae. Bases 455 to 1222 code for a protein of 255 amino acids. The record is from RefSeq and is a predicted model, not a curated record. The transcript is spliced from 6 exons.
UUGUUCUCCCAGAGCUCGGGACACAGGAAGGGCAGAAGAUGCCAACUUUUAGGCAUAAAUUUAAUAGCCGAGAGUCUUGAUUGAUAAUCCGUAGACUCUGAUUACCAUGUUCAACUCAAACAGGAAAGGUAAGCAACUACUUCCACCUGAAUCGCCUACACCAGUGCUGCCCAAAUGAAAGCUCUCUCUUGGGUAUUUUCAUGUAACUGAAGGUCUCUGUAGUGUAAGAAGAGGCAAAAAGAAAUGCAGCGUUCUGGUUGGCCGAUCCAUCUGCUGGGGUUUUCAGAGCGAGCAGAGGAGCGAGAGUCCCCUUUGUGUUUCUCCCAGACACAGUGAGCUCCCCAGCCUCCGCCAGCGACCCUGGGAUCCACAGCAGUGCUUCUGGCAGAGCUGCAGGAAGCGCAGGGGCAACCAAGUUCUCCUGCAGCUGGCGAGUGACGCUUUGCCCAGUGACAUGACCUUGGCCCUCGCUUACCUCCUCGCCUUACCACAGGUGUUAGAUGCGAACAGGUACUUUGAGAAGCAGGCACACUCAGCCCUGUCCCUCCAGCUGGCAGUGUACUACUACAGCCUCCAGAUCUAUGCCCACCUGGUGCCCGGCUUCAGUGACAAGUGCCACCCUCUGUACAGAGCUGACCCCAAAGAGGUGAUCGGGAUGGUCACCAGGCACGUGACUCACUGUGGACUCAAAGCCUGGCCGGAGGCCCUGGCCCCACUCACCGCGCAGCUGCACCACUACAAUGAGCAGCUUCUGGACUUAACACAGGCACAGCUCCUGCAGGGCCUGGGGAAGGGCGUGGACGUGCAGCGCUUCACCACUGAUGACCAGUACAAGAGGGAGACCAUCCUUGGGCUGGCAGAAACGCUAGAGGAGAACGUGUAUAGCCUUGUGCUCUUCCUGGCUCAGCGCUGCGGCAUCUCCUGCUGGGAAGUGUUCAUGACCCACCUGGAGUUUCUGUUCACCGAUAGCGGGCGAAGAAUGCUGUCUCACACUGUUGACCAGAUGCGGAGGAAGACACUUAGAGCACCUGCCUGUCUCGGAUAUGGUUCCAGCCCAUGGCCACCACACUCAGACCCAUCAGUGAACCAGCCCUCGAUAUUCCAGAUCUGCAGCCUCCAGCUUGCACCAAUGAGCUUAGGGGAGCAGAGACAUGUUGUCCUCACCAAGCUGCUCUCAAGCCCUAGCGUUGGGCAGAAGAUAAAUACUGUCUUAAACUACUAAAUUGGGGGUAAUUUACUACAAUCCAGCAUAAGUUUCAUGUACAAGGAGGGGAAAAAAAGAAGUUUUUAAAAACAGACAAGAAGAGGGCUGGGGAUUUAGCUCAGCGGCAUAAGUGCCUGCCUUGCAAGCAGGCAGUCAUGAGUUCAAUUCCCGGUACCGAUAAAAAGGAAAAGAAAAAGAAAAAAAAAAAAAAAAAACAGACAAGAAGAAAAAAAAUUAAUCAGAAAUUAGCCCCCUAGUAGGUUCUCACAAAUAAUGAGGCUCAUUUAUCAAUAACAGUGCUAAUAUGAUCAGCUUGAAUAGAAGAUAAAUGUUGAGAUGACUGAGGAAGAAGGCUUUCUAAAGUUCCUUUCAGUUGUAGGUUAUUACUAGGAGGAAAACUGGUUUCUUUGGACUUUCUGAUCAGUUAGGAGACAUGAAAGAAUGGAAAGCACAUGAAAAAUAAUAGUUGAAAAGCAACAAAAUUAUUUGGUUUAAUACUCAAAAUCAGAUAUAAAGAUUUCAACUACUGGGUUCUAAAACAGGUACUUCUGUAUGCUUAGUAAUUUGGUAUUAAAACUUUAUUUUCCUUUCUUUAAUGAGGAAAAAGGAACACUGUGGAGCAAUUUUUAAUCUCAGAAGUACAACAAAUGUAGUGUCCUUAGAAAGGGAAGAAAAGAAAUACAGCUUUUCUUUAACCUGUUCAAGUGUGUUCACAUGCAGAAGACCAUAUAACAACAUUUCCCCAUGGGAUACAAAUAGGCUUUGGAAUUUUAAAUUCAUAUCACUACUUUGACUACUAUCUGUCUUUGUCAAACUGCCUGAACACUGCUUGAUUUUUAUGAACUAUACUCUUGAAAAAUUAUUCUUGGGCUGAACUGUUUAAUCCAUGAGCCCUGUAAUGACUGGUAAUGGUUGCAGUGGCUGAUACACUGUUUUAACUUGAGAAAUUUAGACAUUUAAGGAAGUGACUCAACAGAAGCUCCAUGUCCUCACUGUGUAAACAUGCUCAUCCUGUACAAGAGGGCACGGAGAUGGUGUGAAUGCUAUACCCACUCUCGGGAGUGGUAGUCUGAUUACAAUACAAGGGAGGGAAAGAGGCUUACUCUUUAUUCUUUGGCUCAAUGAAGCUCUUGCUGUCUCCUGUCAAGUGGAACUCUUGCCCCUUUGCCAUGUCACUCUGUCCUUGAGCCAGAUGAUUAUGGACUGAACCCUCCACAAACUCUGAGAUAAAUGAAUCUUUCCUCCCUGAAUUAUUAGGGUUGAGUAUUUUGUCUCAGAAAUAAGAGAAAAGUAAACAACAUGUUUAUUGAAGGAUAAAGCAAGGUUAGGCAUCUCUGCUUAUGGGAAAGGAGAUAUGUGUAUGCAUGAAACUGUGGUUUCUGGCAUGUAGAAUCUGUGCCCCCAAAAAAUCAGCCCCAGUGUGGUACACAUGAACCAAUAGCAGGGCAAAUGAGGAUGGGACUGUGAACUGUAAGGUGACAGUUGGCUCAAUUUCUAAAGAAAAAGGCUAUCCCCUUCUAGCUUCAUUUCCCCCCUCCUAGUUGUUAACAAUCUAGAGAUAACUGUGAAUGACAAAGAGUUAAUGAAACAUGCAGUGAAUAGCAUUCUGAGUUAGCAGAUGCUCUGCCAAGAUGGAGGAAUGGGAGAUACGAAGGAUGCCCUGGAUGGAAGAUGAAAAGUUUGCAUGGAGAAAAGGACAGCAAUGGGCUCUGCUUUGUCAGCCUGACUUCCCUUCAUGUCAUGGAGUCAGCAAGACAUGAACUGGCCAGUGUCCUACAGAAAGAAAAAUAUCUCCAUAGGAGUAAAGACAAAGUAGUCCUACCACAAGAACUGACACUUACAGGGUCCAACAGGACUAGAAAGUGAAGUGGUAAGCCACGGAGUGACAGAAAAUAUCUGACAAUCGUGUAUCUGAUAAAGGAUUUAUAUUUUGGAUAUAUAAAGGACUCAAAAAGCAGAAAAGAUAACCCAAAGCUGAGCAUGGUGGCAUACACCUGGAAUCCCUCCAAAGGCUGAGGCCAGAUGUUUUUCAGGACUUCAAGGAAAGCCUGAGCUACACAGUAAGACCCUGUCUCAAAAAAAAGGAAAAGGGAAAAGGUAACUCAAACUGAAAAUGCAGAAAUAACUGAAGUAUACAUUUGUCCAAUGAAGAUACACAAAUGUCAAUCGGCUUGUGAAAACACAUAUGCCCAACACCACGCCCUUACUCACCAAUAGGGAAGUUGCAUUAUAAAAGUAAAAUGCAAAUGCAAGGGAAAGUCACAAUCAGAUUUCACUUCAUUUGCAUGGAAUCUUUCAACCAAAAAGAAUAAAAACUCUUGGCAAGGAUACAGAGAUGCUGUAACUCUCAUACAAUGCUGGAAGAAGGUGAAAUGGUGCAAUAAGUUUGGAAAAUGGACCGGCACUGCUAGUUUCUCCAAAGGUUAAGCACAGAGAGUUACCACAUGACUCCACACAGAAGCCAAGAGAAAUGAAAGCAGGCACACACAAAAUGCUGUACAUGUAUUUGCACAGCAGUAUGAAUAACUGUUGAAAUGGAAACUACUGCAAGUCCAUCAACUGCUUGAUGAAUUAAAAAUACACACAAGAGGACAUUACUUAGAAGAGAAAAUAAAGUACAGAUACCUACAAAAUGAAUGAAUCUUGAGAACCUGCUAAGUGAAAGAAGGCAGUCCCAAAAGAAGCCAGGACACAUAUUGAGUAUUUUGAUACAAAAUGUCCAGAAGAACACAAUCUACAAAGUAUAUCACUGGUUCUUUAACAGUGAGCCAGGAAAGAGGUAGGCAAUGGUUGAAAGGUCUGAAUUUUCUUUUUAGAAUGAAAGAAUUUCCUGAAAUUGGGGUGAUGACUCUGAAUAUACUGAAUGCAACCAAAUUGCACAUUUUAAAUGACUGAAUUUCAACCUACGUAAACUAUUUUAAUAAAGAUGCAACCAACAUCCCAAAA